AUGGAAGGCCUCAGCAAGGGACUGGAGCCGCCACGGAACACAGAGGACUUGCUAGCUGGCUCUGGAGACGUGCAAGAGCCCGAUGAGCAGGAAUCCUCCCUCCAACCCGAAAGUCUCGAUCCGGAUCAGAUGCGCUUGGAAGCAAUCGAUCGCCGUAGGCAGCAGGACAAUUCCAGGCAGGCUCUUUUCUUUUCUCGUCUGGGCCUUGACACCCACAAUCCAGUCCAGCAUACGGAAAGCGCGCCAUCUACAAUUCCUUCUGUACAGGACGAUCAAGCGCCCGCUGCGCAAGCAGUGCUUGAUGAAAGUCUAUUUGUGCCUCAGGAAGUCUCUUUUUCAUGGAAUCAUCUGUCUACUGAAACAGAUGUGCCUCCGAUGUCUCCAGAUGAUCAGAACAUAUUUGACCUAUUUCAGGGGCUUAAUUCGGAAGGUGAUACAAGUCCACCUAUUGAACAGCUUUUGCAGAAUUCACCCCACUCGAUCGCUAGUGCUUCACAAACAGGAAAUGCAGGUACCACAGCUGCACCUGCCGCCAAUGAGGAAGAUCCAAAGCCGUCCGCACCGACAUGUGUCGAGAUAAUAUCAUCCUCAUCUUCAGCUUCCGGGGACACUGACGUACCGGUAGAAGACUUCCCAGAUGAUGCUGGAGACCAAAGCUGCCCAACAGAGUGGCCCGACGAGGAGCUUGAAGCUAGUACCAGGGCUGAUCUAUCGAAGCGGAAGUUCAAUUCUAUCAAGAAAUGGUUUGAUAGUUUGGAGAAGCCAUCUGUGGCAGACGAAAUACGCUUGGAAACAGCAAGGCAACAGGAAUCUGCGCGAAAGAAUAGGGUGGCAAGGAGAAAAGCCUUGGAAAACCAGAGUGAACUCUUUGACCCAGAGAUUGACGAGCCCGAUGAAUUCACUUCGCGACAGGUUCCUAUCGAGCAAAAGACCGGAAGCUCUCAUGAUGUCCCUGUCAAGCCACAACCGAAAAAGCGGCGUCAAAACAGGAUUUCAGCAGACGAAAAGCAAAAGAGCAAGGAACUCGGUUUAGCUGCUGUUCUUGUGCAGCAGAAGAAAAGGGGGCCGCCAAAAGGAGCACCUCGUAAGCGGAAAGAAAGAGGGUCUGACAAUGCAAUCCCUGGGCCCAGUAAAAAGCGAAAGCGAGGGCCUUUAGGUUCCAAAAAAUACCUAGAAGCUCUUCUUUCUUCCACUAUCGUCGCUGAUGCACAUGCCAAUGCUUCACUAGAUGCAAUACCUGAACUCAAAAAUAAAGAUAAGAUGAAAGCACUCACACAUCUCGUUGCUAGUCUUCCUAGCGCGGACCAACAGGAGGCUAAAUCUGACAAGAGGUCGAUCAUUGCAGCUACUCGCAACUUCACAAACGUUCCAAGAAGCGACGGGAAAUCUGGAUGGAGGCUCAAGGGUCUAAAUACGAGCUUAUACCAUUAUCAGCGUAAACGCGAAUCAUCGUCAGAGAGGCCUUUUGGUGGGCUCCUGUGUGAUAUCAUGGGCUUCGGUAAAACUAUUCAAGCCCUGGCAAAUAUCAUAGAUGGCAAACCCUCUGAUCCGGAGGACCCUAACAAGACUACCCUCAUCGUUGUUCCAUCGCACCUAGUCACUCACUGGAAAACACAGAUCAACAAGCACUGCGAAAAGAAAGCAAUUGGCGAUGUCCUUAUAUACAAGGCGAAUUCGAGACUUGAGACCCUGGAUACCCUCGAUACAGUAGAGAGUCUCGUAAGAUAUGAUGUUAUAAUCACUACAUACGAUGAAGUCAGAAAAUCCUAUCCACGAAUCAAGGUCGCAGAUAGCGUGGCGGAUAACGACAAGCUUGCAGCCUGGUGGGAUCAGUCCUACGAAGAUGAGAUCGGUCCGCUACAUAGGAUCAAGUUUCAUAGGAUAAUCCUUGACGAAGGGCACACCAUCAAGAACCACCUAUCCUCGGUGUCCAUUGCUGUACGCUCUCUAACUGGCCACUUUAAGUGGAUUUUAAGCGGAACCCCAGUGCACAACUAUCUAGAAGAAUUCUAUCCGCUUUUCGACUUUCUCGGGGUCCCUGGCAUCAGAGAUCCUGGAUUCUUUAUAAAGAACUUUUGCAGCCUACCCGAUGUCAACGAAAGAAUCGUUAGGGUGGCAUUUUGUGCCGUCGAACGAGAGCUUUACAACGCAAUAUCAGAGGUUUUUAUAGAAAACAUCAAUGGUGCGCCAAACACACCUCGCGCCAUAUUAAGGAGCUGUGCACAUCUCGAACAGCCCAAACUAGCGCAGUAUCGAUGCUUUCUGUCAAUGAUCCUGAUGCUUCUCAAGAGGCUGCUGUCAGAGGGGAACCUCAUGAAGAGGCUUUCAAGGCUCGCCAAGCAAAGCGGGGAUCGAGAUCCAUCCUUUACUAUAGUGAAAUGGCUCGUCUCGGUGCGAAGAAACACAACAGUGCUUGAUGAGCGUGAGAACGAAGACACAUUCCAGUAUGCCACAGAGCUUCAUGGGGACGAGACGGCGUUGAUGCAAAAUUUCCGUCAGUUAAUGGACGAGCUCCAUGAUACAGAGAUUUGGGAAGAAAGACUAGCAAGAACUAAUUGCCCCCAAUGCGAUUUUGUUCCAGUGAAUCCGGUAAUAACUUCGUGCAGGCAUCUAUAUUGUGAGGAGUGUUACUACUCCUUACGGAUGGACAAGGACAAAAUGCUCAUGGAGCCUAAUUGCGUCAGCUGCCGGGUUCCAAUCAUGGAGGCCGCUUAUUUCAAGGAAGAUGGUGACGAAAAGACGCGACCUGCAACGACUCUGGGGGCCGUUAACCGGAAGAAAAAGCAGGGCAAAAAGACAACCACCACGAAGAAGCAAGCCAGGAGCAGUAUGCGCCGAGUCACCGCACCACAAAUCGAGGAAUCCGACGAAGAGCCAGAUGCUGACGAGGAUACGGACUGGAUUAAGGCAUGUGCUCGGCAUAUGCCCAGUGCUAAACUCACAAAGAUACGCGAGAUUCUUACCGAGUGGCUUGCACAGGAUUCCCCGGGCAAGAUAGUCAUAUUCACCCAGUUUUUAGAUUUCGUCCAAAUACUGGCUACUAUGUGCCAAGCAGAAAACUGGCCAUACGUUUUAUUGACUGGGAAACUGAGUCUAGCAGUUCGCGAAAAUAAUAUGACGUUGUUCAGUGAUAAAGAUAGCGAAAAGAGAAUAAUGAUCGCCAGUCUGAAGGCCGGGGGCACAGGACUAGAUCUAUCAGCCGCCAACAAGUGCAUUCUUGUUGACUUGUGGUGGAACGAAGCUAUUCAGGAGCAGCUGUUAACACUCCCAUUUCAGGCCUUUUGCCGCUUGUUCCGAAUUGGGCAAGAAAGCGAGGUGGAAUUUGUGAAGCUUAUCAUCGAGAACUCUAUUGACGACUACCUGCUCAAUUUGCAGACGCAUAAGACGGCUAUUAUAACCGGAGCAAUGGGCGAAAGAGCCCUAGCGGGGCGGGACACCAUUGAGGACCUCCUUCGAAUGUUCGCAGAUGUCGAGAAGGACCCUAGAGGAGUGCUUCACCUCAAGGCCAAGACAGCGUCAAGGGACAUUAGGAUUGGGGCUGGAUUCCGACCGACUUUUGGGGUUUUUUGA
Aspergillus niger is the source of this 3570-nucleotide messenger RNA. RefSeq lists its product as uncharacterized. The coding region runs from base 1 to 3570 and encodes 1189 amino acids. NCBI's taxonomy places the organism in Eukaryota, Fungi, Ascomycota, Eurotiomycetes, Eurotiales, Aspergillaceae. Gene Ontology annotation, molecular function: ATP-dependent chromatin remodeler activity; ATP binding. The transcript has 14 exons. The record is from RefSeq and is a predicted model, not a curated record.